This is a messenger RNA of Astrephomene gubernaculifera, 538 nucleotides long. NCBI's taxonomy places the organism in Eukaryota, Viridiplantae, Chlorophyta, Chlorophyceae, Chlamydomonadales, Astrephomenaceae. The record is from the annotation of a GenBank genome assembly.
GGAGGAGCGGGUGGGAGGGGUCUGACGGCGUUUCUGGUGGACGUGGUGCGGCUAAGUCGAGCGAUGGGCGCGCUAGCGGAGGCGAGAGACGCGAAUGCUCCCCCAACCGACCCCGACACCCUCUCCGCCCUCUCCUCCGGCCGCUCCGCCCUCCUCUCCAUGGUCCGGCGCCGCACCCCCCCGCGCCGCCUCUGCCUGCCCCUCCUCUUCUACUGCAUCCCCCUGUUGGAAGCAACCGCAGCCGGCGGCCGGCUCUUCUCCGCGGCCGACAUGCAGGCGCUCCUGCAGUGGGCGACUGAAUGCGCGCGAGCGACGGCGACGAUGGCGAUUACGAGUGGCGCCGCCGCCGCAUUCGGUCUGUACGGCAGCGGCGUAGCGAGUGGUGUUGGUGCUGCUGGCGGCGGCGGCGGCGGUGGUUUGGGUGCAUUGGCGGCGGCGUUGGGAGUGCCGGAGCGUUACGCCCGGGAUGUUCAAUUGACGCUGGUGAGGGGUAUGGCUCGAGCGCAUGUGUUGGAUCAUAGCAGCAGCAGUGGCGGCG